GUUCAUUUUAUUAAUUUAUCUGACCCCAAUCUCAAAUUCACAGCAGAGAGAAGUCGGGAGAAAAUAGACUUCUUGGAUCUUACAAUCCACAAAAAUAAAGAAAACAAGUUGGAGUCUACUAACUUCCGCAAGCCGCAGAGUAGGAAUACACUUUUAUGCGCAUACAGUAACCACCCGGUACACCUUAAGCAGAACAUACUGGUGGGUCAAUUCCUAAGGCUCCGAAGUAACUAUAGUCCAAACAUAGAUUUUGAGCGCAAAGCUAGGUUCCUGCAAAGUGGGUAUGAUAAGGGUGUCAUUGAACAGGCCUAUACCCGUGCUAGAGAGACUGAACGUCAAAGCCUACUCACUGGCACUAAUAGAAACCAGGACAAAAUGCGCCCACGUGUUUUUCCACAGAGUACAGCCCAUGUACUGGUCGCGUCAAAUCCAUUGUAUUGAAACACUGGAACAUUCUCAAAAGUGAUCAAAAUCUACGAGAGUUCACAGCAUUGCCCCCUUGCUUUUGUUUU
This is a messenger RNA of Coregonus sp. 'balchen', 512 nucleotides long. The record is from the annotation of a GenBank genome assembly. NCBI's taxonomy places the organism in Eukaryota, Metazoa, Chordata, Actinopteri, Salmoniformes, Salmonidae.